AUGGAUAGAAAAUCUGCUAGAAUAAAAGCAGAGUUGCAAAGAUAUGGUUGGAGAGUUUCGAAGAAUUUUAAAUAUAGGAAGGGAAGACCCAUAAAAGUCUAUGACAAAUUGUCUGGUCUUCGCUACGAAAUGGAUUUGGAAACAGCACGUGCCAAUUAUCCAAACAGACUAGAGAGGUUAGAAGAAGAACGUCUUAUGGACAUGCCUUUCGAUGUUAGUGAACCUCAAGUUGAAGGACACGACGGCUUUGCCAGAUUCUACUGGAAACAUGACGAACAAUUGCAUCCUUUGAGAAGGAAAAAAGGAAAAGGUGAAGACGCACAUGCUCCCAUGGAAAGAACAAGAUAUGCAUAUGAAAAGUAUCGUGAAGUUAGAAGUCAAAUUACAUCUGGUCGAACCUUUACAGUAAACUUUGACGAAGGAAAGAACAAAGAAGGCUUCAUGGGAGUACUUGCUGCCAUACAAGACGGAAAUAAGAAAGGACACAAUCUCAGAAAUAAAAAAUAUAUUUAG
Molecule: messenger RNA, 513 nt
Organism: Trichomonas vaginalis G3
Lineage: Eukaryota; Parabasalia; Trichomonadida; Trichomonadidae
Exons: 1
Coding region: 1-513 (170 amino acids)
Source: RefSeq, a predicted model, not a curated record